Staurois parvus is the source of this 266-nucleotide messenger RNA. Lineage: Eukaryota; Metazoa; Chordata; Amphibia; Anura; Ranidae. The record is from the annotation of a GenBank genome assembly.
UGCCAGUCAGUGCCACCUAACAGUGCCAGUCAGUGCUGCUAUCAGUGGCAUCAGUGCCACCUAUCAAUGCCAAUCAGUGCCACCUAUCAGUGCUGCCAAUCAUUGCCACCUAUCAGUGCCAGUCAGUGCCACCUAUCAGUGUCAGUCAGUGCCGCCUAUCAGUGUGCAUCAGUGCCGCCUAACAGUGCCAGUCAGUGCCGCCUAACAGUGCCAGUCAGUGCCGCCUAACAAUGCCAGUCAGUGCCGCCUAACAGUGCCAGUCAGUG